UUUCCCUCCGUUGAGGUCCCUUAAGCAGGUGGCAUAUUCCGAUCGGAUCGACAUUUAUGAACAUCUCGACCGGAGAGGAGCCGUAAUUGAAUAACUCAGGGAUACGUUUUUGACCAGAUUAUUAUCAUUAUUAUUAUUAUUACAUCGCUCGCAGGUGUAAUUCGUUGACAAACACAGGAAUCAUCUCUCGGCGCCCAGGCCUGCAGGUUCACCUCGGAAAACAGCCUGUAGGAAGCAUCAGAACAUACAGAGGUCAACGAAAGCAACACAAAGAGCAGCAGGGGGAAGGAGAAGCAGUAUCAGGUGUUUGAGAUCGUUCAGUUUUUACUUUGGGCAGUUUAGUCCAGGUAUUGAUCCCUGAUGGACUACAUGGACAGUGGACUGAGGUACACCCCGAACUCGGACAAAGACUGGGACACCUCUGUCCAGUUUUUGCCAGCAUCAGAUAACAAAAAGCUUGAGAAGAAAAAGGGUCCAGGAAAAGUUGGGGCUGUGAUCGGUGUGGUGAUCUUUGCUGCUGUUAUUGCUCUUAUGACCGGACUGCUGGUCUGGCAUUUCCACUUCCGUAAAGAUGUGCGGGUCAAGAAGAUGUACAGCGGCUCCAUGCGGAUCACCAACCAGGUGUUUGAAGACGCCUAUGAGAACUCCAACAGCACCGAGUUUAAGGAGCUGGCGAAGCAGGUGAUUUCACAGCUUAAAAUCAUCUAUUCCAAAAGUCCACAGCUGGCCAAAUACUAUGUUGGUUCUACAGUUCAAGCUUUCAGUGAAGGAAGCGUCAUUGCCUACUACCUGUCUGAGUUCAGAGUCCCUGCAGGCCAAGAGGCAGCUGUCGACAAAGCCAUGUCUUCAAUGAACACGCUGGUGGACAAGGUGCAGCGUGCCCUGCACAGACCUGGCAACUCUCUGGUCCUUGCAGACGUGGUGUCUUCAGCUCUUGAUGCCCGCCUGUUUUCUACAUCAUUCAGCAGAUUUUUCAAGUUUGCAGAACAUGCGAGGGCCAAUCAUAUAGGGCAGAUCCAAUCCCCCGGCUUCCCUGACAGCCCUUAUCCCCCCAACACCUUCAUCCAGUGGCAGCUGAGAGCAGACCCAAGCCAUGUCAUCAAGCUUGAGUUUGAUACAAUGAAUCUGGAAGAGAAUUGCAAGAAUGAUUUUGUCAAAAUCUACGACUCCCUGGUGGCCAUUGAGAGCCGCGUCAUGGAAGAGAUGUGUGGGUACUACUCACCCAGUGAACCACUGACCUUUCUGUCUUCUGGCAAUGUCUUGCUGGUUACGAUGGCCACAAAUGAACAGAAGAACUACCCAGGUUUUAGAGCUAAAGUCACACAAGUCCGACGUGGAAGUAAAGGUACAACUUGUGGUGGCCAGCUGACAGGCGAAAAAGGCACCUUCUCUUCUCCUAACUUCCCAAACUACUAUCCUCCUCAGACUUCAUGCCAGUGGACAAUCGAGGUCCCUGCUGGUAAGGUGGUGAAGUUGACGUUCAAAAAGUUCCUCCUGUCUGAGCCUGGGCAGGAAAACAUUAAAGACUGUCAGAAGGACUAUGUGGAGGUCAAUGGAAAGAAACUGUGUGGAGAUUAUCCUGAUGGAACAGCGGAAACCAGCAACUCCAGACAAAUGAGCGUGAUGUUUUUCUCUGAUGCCUCCUACGUAGACCGAGGUUUUGAUGCACAGUUUGAGGCCAUUGACAUGAAAGAUCCUUGUCCCAAACAGUUUGAGUGCAAAAAUCAGCGCUGCAUUAAUUCAGAGCUCAGGUGUGAUGGUUGGAAUGACUGUGGAGACAUGACUGAUGAGUUCAACUGCAAGUGCGAUGAUAAAAGUAUCACUUGUAAAAAUGGAUUGUGUAAGCCCAUGUUCUGGAAAUGUGACGGCAUAGAUGACUGUGGAGAUGGCACAGACGAGCAGGACUGCGGUGGGUGUAAAUCUGGACAAAUAACAUGUAAGAAUAACAAAUGUGUUUCUGAGAAGAAUCGCUGCGAUGGCAGGGACGACUGCGGGGAUGGGUCAGAUGAGCUUGACUGUCAGAGAACCUCUGAUGUAAGCUGCACUGAUCUUACAUAUAAAUGUAACAACAAUAAAUGUAUCAGUAAAGUGAACCCAGAAUGUGACGGCACACCAGACUGUGACGAUGGGUCUGACGAGGAGAACUGCGACUGUGGGAGGAACAUGUUUAAGACAUCUCGUAUUGUGGGUGGUCAGGACGCAGAGGAAGGGGAGUUUCCCUGGCAGGUCAGCCUCCAUGUCAAAAAUUACGGUCACGUGUGUGGAGCAUCUCUCAUCAAUCCACACUGGCUGGUCACUGCUGCCCACUGUGUGCAAGAUGACGGCAAGACAAGACUGUCCCAGCCUGGCACUUGGGAAGCUUACCUCGGCCUUCACAUCCAGCGGAAGAUUGGAAGUGCUGUGGUGAAGAGGAACCUGAAGCGGGUCAUAGCCCACCCUUACUAUAACUCAUACACCUUUGACAAUGACAUUGCCUUGAUGGAGCUGGACAGUCCUGUCACCUACUCUGACUACAUCAGGCCCAUCUGCUUGCCGGCUCCCCAGCAUGAUUUUCCAACUGGUAACACUGUGUGGAUCACCGGGUGGGGUGCCACUCGGGAAGGAGGAUCAGCUGCAACAGUGCUCCAAAAAGCCCAGGUCCGGAUCAUAAACCACUCUGUGUGUAAUGAUUUGAUGAAAGGGCAGAUCACGUCUCGGAUGUUGUGUGCUGGGGUGCUGACUGGAGGAGUUGAUGCUUGUCAGGGAGACUCCGGCGGUCCUCUAUCCAGUCCGUCUGGCACGCGUAUGUUCCUGGCAGGAGUUGUUAGUUGGGGUGACGGCUGCGCCCGCAGAAACAAACCUGGCAUCUACGCAACAGUCACCAAAUUCCGUGGCUGGAUCAAAGAACAAACGGGGGUAUAGACCACUGUGAAAUGGUCAAACAAGGCCAAAGAUAUGGACACGUACGCGGGGGGAUGAGAAGUAACAUGGUACGGAUUGUUGCUUCAGUAAAACACCAGUCUGACUCUCUAGCUGAUGCAGUGGCCUCAACUCCCGGUCUGGCUGCAGUGGAAAAUGCACAGUUUGCUUGAAGAGCAGCUGCAACACAUUUUAUGUCCACUGUGACUUUAUAAGGGGUUAAUGUAAAUAAGUGUUUUAUUUCUGUCUUGUUUUUUGUUGUUAUUUUAGUGUGUUUUAAUGGAGAACAAUGUUAUGCGCUGCACAAUAAAUAGAUUUCAGGUGUGAUAGUUACACAUGCACAUAUAUGAAAUGUGCAUCUUUGUACUCUGGUGUCCUGUGUUUUAUCAGAAGCCAUCUUAAGAAUUUUCCAACACUUUUUCUUGUUGUCCUUGUUCUGAAUUUUACAAAUGAAAAACAAAAGGACAUCAAGCUCAUUCCAUUGUACCUCCUAUGGUUUGGUAUCUAAUGAAUUUUAUUAUUGAUUUUUAGUCCAACAGAAAUCUCUGAAAAGUUAGUGCUGUGAUCAUUCACUUUUGAAAGCAUUGCCUCCUCAUCAUAGAUGGCUUUUUACAUUUUAACUGCUUUUCUAUCAGCAUAAAACACAGUGUGAAAUAGUAGGUUUUGUUUUAGUUAAAUGUUUCAUGUUUAAUAUGUGAAUAUGAUCUUCAAUGUCUCUCAAAUCUGUGUAAAUGUGUAUAUCAGAUGUUUUGAAAUAAAAUAUUUCUAAUAUAACCUCA
This is a messenger RNA of Toxotes jaculatrix (banded archerfish), 3677 nucleotides long. It is a transcript of the gene st14a, whose product is annotated as ST14 transmembrane serine protease matriptase a. Bases 361 to 2901 code for a protein of 846 amino acids. The transcript has 19 exons. The record is from RefSeq and is a predicted model, not a curated record. Gene Ontology annotation, cellular component: membrane. Lineage: Eukaryota; Metazoa; Chordata; Actinopteri; Toxotidae. Gene Ontology annotation, biological process: acrosome reaction; proteolysis. Gene Ontology annotation, molecular function: protein binding; serine-type endopeptidase activity.